This is a messenger RNA of Trypanosoma rangeli, 3957 nucleotides long. RefSeq names its product dynein, axonemal, heavy polypeptide 1. The transcript has a single exon. The coding region runs from base 1 to 3957 and encodes 1318 amino acids. Gene Ontology annotation, biological process: microtubule-based movement. The record is from RefSeq and is a predicted model, not a curated record. NCBI's taxonomy places the organism in Eukaryota, Euglenozoa, Kinetoplastea, Trypanosomatida, Trypanosomatidae. Gene Ontology annotation, cellular component: dynein complex. Gene Ontology annotation, molecular function: dynein light intermediate chain binding; dynein intermediate chain binding; minus-end-directed microtubule motor activity.
AUGACCGUGCAAGGGAUCAGUAUUCUUUUUCAGCUUAAGCCUGUCAUGCGUGCUGCAGGUCCGAUGGAGGAGAAGAAGCCAGACUAUUGGGCUACAGCCAAGGAACAGUUACUGAAUAACCCUAAUCUUUUAAUGCAACGUUUGAUGAACUACGACAAGGAACAUAUUCCUGAACGACUUAUUCAAGCUGUUAGGCCGUUGGUUUCCUCUGAAGACUUUACGCCAAAGAAAAUUGCCGGUGCCAGUCAAGCAUGUGCAGCAAUGUGUCAGUGGACUCAUGCCAUGGUGAAAUUUCACGAGGUAAACAAGAAGGUGGAACCACUGCGGCAAAGGUUGGCUGUUGCUCAAGAAGACAACCGUGUCUUUCAAGAGAAACUUUGCAUAGCGCAGGCUAGACUGGAAGAGGUUGCGAAAAAAUUGGAGGAAUUACAAACCAACAAGACACGCGCUGAGGAAGAAAUGAAGGAAUUGGAACGUGUGGUGGAGCUGACAGAAAUCAAACUUGGGAGGGCAGCUAUGCUUAUUGAUGGACUGGCAGGUGAAAAGAAGAAUUGGAAGAAUACGCUGCAUGAGAUUGAUGAAAAUUCCAAGUUUCUUUUGGGCGAUAUGAUUGCGGCGGCCGGACAAAUCGCCUACGUGGGACCAUUCACCGCCUCAUAUCGUAGUGAUUUAUUACAGGCAUGGAUGGCUGAACUUGAAGAUCACCGUAUUCUGCACCAUGCGCAGCUUUCCGUGUACCACACUUUGCAGGACCCCAUUGUCACUCAGGGGUGGAAUGUCAAUGGACUUCCUACGGAUAUGUUAUCGGUGGAAAAUGCCAUUAUUAUGAAUAGUGCACGUCGUUGGCCGCUAAUGAUUGACCCACAGACUCAAGCGAACAAGUGGAUUCGACAAACCUUUGGUGAAGGGAUAGAGAUCUUAAAACCCAGCCAGAAGGAUUUGAUCAAGCGUAUUGAGUAUGGUGUUCGUUCAGGUCGAGCUGUGCUUUUGGAGAACAUUGGUGAGGGAAUUGAUGCCAGUCUUGCUCCGCUUCUUGCCAAGCAGACCUUUACGCAAGGUGGACAGGAGAUGAUUCGUUUGUCAGAGCAUCCCAUUCCUUGGAAUCCGGAUUUUAGGUUUUACAUGACUACCAAGCUUCCAAACCCGCACUACAUUCCAGAGGUGAUGGUGCAAGUCACGCUACUAAAUUUUUUUAUUACCCCUCAGGGGCUAGAGGAUCAGCUUCUUGGUGUUGUAGUGGGGCAGGAGCGCAAGGAGCUGGAAAUGCGUCGGAGUGAGUUAAUUAAAGACAAUGCUGCAAUGCGGGCCGAGGUUGCCAAUAUUCAGAAGACUAUUUUGCGGAAAAUGGAGGAGGUCACCGGUGACAUUUUAGAUGAUGAGAGCCUUAUUCAAUACCUGAAUCAGUCGAAGACUACCACGGAUGAGAUUAAAAUUAAGGUGGAAGAGGCUGAAGAGGCUGAGAGGGAAAUCAACGCAAGCCGAGAGUGGUAUCGUCCGGUUUCACGUCACUCGUCAUGUUUAUUUUUUUGCAGUGCAACUCUCUCCAAUGUGGAUCCCAUGUAUCAAUACUCCCUACAGUGGUUUGUCCGGCUCUUUAUCAAUGGUAUCGAGUCAGCAGAAGAGUCAGAGGACCUGGAAACACGACUUCGGAAUCUAAGAGAUUACUUCACGUACAGUUUCUACCAAAACAUCAGUCGUUCACUCUUUGAGAAGCAUAAAAUUAUGUUUUCCUUCUUUCUUUGCAUACGUAUUUUACAACAGGAGGGUGGCAUUGAUGAGGAUGAAUUUCGUUUCCUCCUGCAAGGGCCUUCUAUGAGCUCCAUAACGCAGCCUAGUCCAGCACCAUCUUGGCUUACCGAGUCCACGUGGGCCGAUAUUUGCUACCUUUCAGCUAACUUUGCCUGUUUCAAGGGAAUUUCCAUGCACAUUGCCGAUAACUUGGAACAUUACCGUAAGAUUUUUAUGUCUUCUACAGCUCAUACAGAAAGACUAAAAGGUGUGUACGCAGAACGGCUUACUCCCAUGGAACGUAUGAUGUUCCUGCGUUGCCUCCGGCCAGAUAAGUUGAUGGAGGCGGUACAAGAUUUUGUGAAGGACAAUUUAGGAGAACGUUUUAUUCGUCCACCCCCGUUUGACCUCUUAACAUCGUUUAAGGAAUCAAACCCCAUGGCGCCACUCAUCUUUAUUCUUUCCCAAGGUGCGGAUCCCUUUGAAGACUGGAAAAAGUUUGCCGAGUCACAAAACAUGGGUAAGAAACUUUCUGACAUAUCUCUUGGGCAAGGACAAGGCCCUCGUGCUGAACGCAUGUUACAGGAAGGUAUGGAAAAUGGUGCGUGGGUUCUCUUACAAAACUGCCACUUGGCGACGUCGUGGAUGCCAACCUUGGAACGACUUGUAGAGGCCAUGAGUCCUGGAAUUCACCCUGCAUUUCGUCUUUGGCUCACAUCUAUGCCAAAUCCACACUUUCCAGUCUCUGUGUUGCAAAAUGGUGUUAAAAUUACAAAUGAACCACCCAAAGGUAUGCAGGCCAAUGUUACACGCUCUGUUACAAGUUACCCAAGCGACUAUAUGAAUACCUGUCGCAAACCGAAGGAGUUUAAAAAAAUGUUUUUUGCAAUGUCUUUUUUUCAUGCUCUUAUUCAGGAGCGUCGUAAAUUUGGUCCACUGGGGUGGAAUAUUCCUUAUGAAUACACGUCUGGAGAUUUGGGGUGUUGCAUCACGCAGAUUCACAUGUUUUUGGAAAAGUACGGCGAAAUUCCAUAUAAGGUCAUCAAGGAGCUGAGCGGCAAUAUUCAUUACGGUGGCCGUGUCACGGAUGAUUGGGAUCGGCGAACCCUUAAUACAAUAUUGGAGGUGUUUGUCUGUCCUGAGGUGAUGCAGGAUGACUACAUUUUCUCUCCAUCUGGCAUCUAUCGUUCUAUUCCAGCUGGGUCGCAGAAGGAUUAUUUGGAGUACAUUGACUCUUGGCCUCUCAAUACAAAUCCUGAAAUUUUUGGCUUGCACGAAAAUGCCGACAUCACGUGCGCGCGUAAUGAGACGUUUGAAACGUUGGAGGCCAUCGUUGCUUUGCAAGGUGAAGCGACACGAAAGAAUGCCUUGGGGAAGUCCCCAGAUGAAGUUGUUGUGGAGCUGGCUGAACUUAUUCGAGGUAAGUUGAGUGAUCCAUUUAACAUUGUGCAGUUUUACAAGAGAUAUCCUACACGGUAUGAAGAUUCUAUGAAUACAGUGCUUGUACAGGAAGCUAUUCGAUUCAAUCGUCUCACGGUAGUGGUGCGAGAAACACUUGCGGUACUUCCCCUUGCCAUUAAGGGAGAAGUAUUGAUGAACCGGGAGCUGGAGGAGGUAUAUCGUUGCCUGUAUAAUAAUCAGGUACCCGGUCAGUGGUCGGAACGGGCCUAUCCAAGUCUUAAACCGCUUGGCUCAUGGGUGGAUGAUUUGACGCAACGCUUGGCAAAGAUCCAGGCAUGGUAUGAGGGUGGGCACCCCAAUGUGUACUGGAUAUCUGGUUUCUUUUUCCCACAGGCGUUCUUGACGGGUAUUCUGCAAAAUUAUGCUCGUAAGAAGCAGAUUUCCAUUGAUACCAUAAGCUACGGCUUUGAGUGGAUAAACACGGAUCCUGCUAAGGUAACUGCGCCCCCUAAGACAGGUUGCUACGUCUACGGCAUAUUUAUUGAAGGUGCACGGAUUGACUGCAAUACGCUGCAGCUUGUGGAGUCCAUGCCUAAGGUGCUGUUUGAGCACGUCCCCAUGUUGUGGCUCAAUCCCAUUAUCAACAAGGAAAAGCCAAAGGAUGACGUGUAUAUCUGCCCACUUUACAAGACACUGCGUCGUGCGGGUACACUGAGUACCACGGGUCACUCAACAAACUACGUUCUCACGAUGGAAAUACCCACUACAGUUGAUCCUAGUCAUUGGAUAAAGCGCGGUGUUGCUUGCGUGUGUGCAUUGAACUCCUAA